GACUCGCCAACACCAACAUGAAGACCUUCAUCAUCUCUGCCCUGGCCCUGAUGGCCGUCGCCGACCGGCCCCAACCGACCUACGCCCCGGCACCGACCUACAGGCCCCGGCCUGCCUACGCCCCGGCCCCGGCCUACAAGCCCCAGCCAAGCUACGCCCCGGCUCCCUCCUACGGACACAGCGGCUACAAGCCCAUCGCUAUCCUCGAGGAGGAGAACGUUCACCCCGGAGAUGGCACCUACAGCUUCCACUUCAACACCGAGAACGGCAUCUACAGGUCCGAGAGUGGCGUCCCUCUGCCCGGCUACGGCAAGAACCAGUACGGACAGGACGAUGGUAGCUACAAGCAGGAGGGCUCCUGGAGCUACACUGACGGCUACGGUAACCCCGUCAAGGUCACCUUUGUCGCCGACGAGAAUGGCUACCAGCCAUCCAGUGACAUCCUGCCGACCCCGGUGCCCACCGAGUACCCGACCCCCGAGGUCAGCUACGACAACAGCUACCAGCAGCCCCAGCCUGCCUACGGCAAAUACUAACUCAGCGACAAGUGCUUGUGAAACAUGAGUGUCAUGCAGUCGCGAGUAUGUCCGUGCCUGCUUGUAUGUCCACAUAUUUAUUUGUCACGUUUGUGUUAUUUGUACAUGAAGAAGUAGAGUAAACAUCUUCGUAUGAUACCAUCGUUUAACAUACCACAAACGCAAAUGCGUUUGAUGGGGAAUGCAGGA
Messenger RNA from Pollicipes pollicipes, 725 nucleotides. RefSeq names its product adhesive plaque matrix protein-like. The transcript has 3 exons. NCBI's taxonomy places the organism in Eukaryota, Metazoa, Arthropoda, Thecostraca, Pollicipedomorpha, Pollicipedidae. The coding region runs from base 18 to 536 and encodes 172 amino acids. The record is from RefSeq and is a predicted model, not a curated record.